GGCAGAUUAAGGCACACCAGCACAGAAGUAGGUCUUUGCCCUUGCUCAAUUUAGCUCGCGAUAUAGGACAUUGACAACUUUUGAGUUAUUUUACUUGUUUUGCUUCCCCCUGUUGGUCUUAUUUCGUCGCGUAGCAAUAAUUUCUUGCCCUUUUCAUCGUUUUAUUCUGCUCAGCCUCAGUUGUCACGUUUCUUUUAGCCGCAAGCGCAACGUCCCAUGAACCCCACCAGAGGAGUUGGAAGAUUGGAAGAUAAUACUGGUAGUAACGAUAGCAGAACUCCUGCCUCAAGCAGCGCAACGACCUCUGGGCCUGCAUUUGGCUGUUGCACGUCGACGGCACGACACCACCUGGAAACGGAGUUGCAGUUUCAGCAGACUGUCACGUGGCAAGAGCAGGAAGUUGAGCGGUGCCAGUACGUAGCAGCAUACAGCUCAGCAAAGCAAGAUACAGAUACGCAAGUCUUUCGCGCGUCAGCUUCCCAACCGCUGUCCUCGUCAGGAAAUACUAGUACAUCAAGGCAGAACGUUCAGUACAGCCGGAGCCGUGGACCACGAGGUGGCAACAUGUUCGCAGCAAGGAGCCGGAGUCCCGAAGGCGAACCGUUGCCAACGUCGCGGAGUCCGAGCACCGUGACGACGUUGGGAUCGGUGUCCGGGGAAAGUGUAGCCACGAUGAAGCCCCCGCAGUCGGUGCAACGAGGUGGAGGUGGUGUUGCUGCCCACCAGCAGUACGGAGUGAUGCCCAGCACUUGUUCCCAUCACCCUUCGAUGCAAGAUAUGACCAGCACCGCAGCCUCGACGCAAUUGAACCACGAACUCGGCGGGUCAUUUGGAGAUCACGCAGCGGCCAACAAAACCGACAGGAAUGAUGAACACACAACCGCAUCGUCAGCCGCCAAUAUCAUCGUCUCACUGGUGACGCUGCCGCUUCGCGCCACCGCCUUGACGGUUGGCAAAGCUGCCGAAGUGGCACAAAUUGUGGCAGAGCCGCUGGCCCCGCGGGAUGCCAUUCCACUAGGUUUCUGUGUUAAGUUUGAAAAAAACCCACCGACAGCUGCUCCCAGUAGCAUGAAGGGAAAGAACAAGCAUCAAGACUGCUCACUGGAGAUGAACAAGUUGCAGGACUACAGCAGCUUUGUCACGCCCUAUGGUUCCUUCCAUUCCGCCGCGUCCUCUUCACCACGCCCGGAUGAGUCUGCUGCUCACGUCGCAUCAAGUUCAUCAUCGCACGCCCGGUGGCGCGUCACUCUCUCAAAACCUGGCGGUCUGAGUCACGACCUGGAUCAGGCACUGAAAAGUCGGGGGAUCGUGGACAAGGAAUUUCUGAGGGCGACGUUUGACCAGCUGUGCCAGAGCACCAUCGAGAAGUCGCUGCGCAGAUUGGAAAAGAUGCGGAUUAAGGAGGGCAACGUGAAAAUGAAAUUCAUGGCGAAAAACUCGUCUUCGUCCAGAAUCCGCGGUACGCAAGCAAACCAGAAAAAACCUGCGGCGCUGCAAACGCACUCCCAUCUGCCGAUGACCAGCUAUUCCACCCAGUACGACCACCGCUACGACCAGACCGACGAUGAUGACACUGUUCUGGCGCUGCUGGAAGAGACACGCCCGGAAGACAGCACCGCAAUUCAGGCUUUUGAGCAGGAGGGUUUUUGCACGGCGGCGCCGGCAAUUUUUAACACUAAGGGCGUCCUCUCCGGUUGUAGCACUAGCGCACUGGUUCUUCACGAUCCCGCGUCGUCGAGCCAGGUCUUAUUUUCCACCCAGCUGCAGCUUACGCCAGCCGCGUUUGAGCGCAGGAAAAGGCAGAAGCAAGGCAGCUUCGCGACAACCAAGCACUUAGCUACGCUACCCUAUCGCGCUACCCGGAGGGCUGCGCGCGCCUCGCUGAAGCUGCAGAAGGCCAUUUUUUACACGCCGACCAGGUCGAUCGCUUCGCAUGUGUUGUGGCCCUUGAUGCGCGUUUCCGUGCUCGACAAGAACCCGGCGUUGCAGUACGUUUUGCAUCGACUGCGACACUUUCCGCUUUUUCAGGCCAGUGAGGCCGUUGCUACUGGCCUGGCGCUCGCCAUGUUGCACACCCUCAGCACGAGUGUCAACUUCAGCGCUUACUGCGCCGACGCGGUCAAAAGUCUGUGUGGACGUGCGGUCAACAUGGGAUGGACGGCCGUGCAAACAGCGGAAAUGAUGUUCCGGAGAGGUACAGUUUUAAGGUGUUCUCGCAUAUAGUCCUUUGGUAGGUGUCGAUGAAUAUGAUCUAAGCUCAGCAAGAUUCAAAUCCGGACCGGAGCCAGUCAGUCGAAUAUAAAGAUUUAGUGGUUUUAACUGGUGAUAAUUGCUACGUUUUUCAUGAAAAAUCCGAAAUAUACUAUAGUUAUAGACAUGUUCCCAAAUCAACUACACAGUUUUCCUUCCCUGCGUGCAGUUCCCGCUGCACGUUACCGGUAGUUUGUUGCUCUGGCGGCUGGCUCCGCCCGAGAUUGCCUCCGAGGACGCGACGCGGUACCCGCUGGUAACCGCCCCACUGAGGAACACGCAGAAGCUGCUAAGUGCGGUGUUGGGCCUCACCCGAGAGGCGGUAGACGCGUUGCUGCCCCCGGUUGACGUGAUUCCCCCGGGAACCAAAAUCUCCGUGCAGUACACAAUGCAGCGACGGUGGUCGGUGCGCGUGGAGUCGCCGUCCUUCCGGAUCCGGCGGGUGUUGGCCGAAGAAUUUUUGGCCGCAAUCGAAGCGGCGGAAGUUGAGGCUAUGUUUGGAAGCGCGGCACAAAAUCAAGGCGCGCGUGAUGUCGGUGGCGCAUCUACAACUUCAUGGGCCGGCGUGAAUAUGGUCUGACUUCUUCGACGCGCAGCCUAGGGACGACCUUCAUGUUGCUGCUUCAAGAACUUCUACUUCCCUGCUGCGCUUCGAGUUCGAAAUAUCAACUGUGAGUCAACCUUGUCUUUUGUCGCGUCUUGUUUAUUUUAGUGUGAUCACGAUCUUCACCUCCUUCUCUUCCGCCAUGUCCAUGUACAAAUUUUUGUUUCAUCUUCGAUCGGAAUUGCUUAUCAGCAAUGUUGUAUGCUGGGAUAAAAUCGAAAUCGAUGGUGCGUUGAUGACGAUCACGCUCGUUUCCGUAUUUACUUUUGGGUAUCUGACGAGGUCAAGUUUCUCUUUCCUGUUUCCUCUUAAAAUCACAUCUAACAAAACCAACGUAUAAUGCGUACCCCGAACAGACAGAUUCCCGGCCGGCAGAUUGUUAUGACAGGCCCUGAACGUGAACAGAGAAGCAUUUGCAUGAUUUCCCUGCUUCGCGACGAAUACCCCUACACGAAUAGGAGCUUUCCUUUCAUUCUGUAUGAUUGUUUUUUGGCACUAGUAAAGCGAUUGCUUCCCCUUUUGCGUCCUAAGUCUGUCAAGUGAACAAUUAUGAAUUCUUCCCCUUUGACCACCUUUAUCCCCUCAACCCGUCCGAGACAGUUCCGGCUCCCCUGGUGGGCCUAUCAAUACGUGAGGCAUUUGCGGUAUUGCGCCAAAUCAUUAUCAUGGCACUGUUUUCUGUGAGAAAAGUCGAAGAAGAAGAACACGAAGUCAACGACUCUGGAACAAUAUGACAAGAUUCGGUGAACAAUACGUCAUGCUGCAUUCGUGUUCGUAAUUUUCUCAAUCGACAUUGUGCUCGGCUCUCACUCCACCUGCCUAUUAUAAAUAUAGAUCCCUUUAUUUUCGGCGCCGAUAGAUCUCUAUUUGUGAUCUUCUACUUCUUUCUCCGUUCUUUAGCAUCAAGCUAGUAUUCCGUUACAAUCGAAGCAAGUUGUUC
Molecule: messenger RNA, 3794 nt
Organism: Amoebophrya sp. A120
Lineage: Eukaryota; Dinophyceae; Syndiniales; Amoebophryaceae
Source: the annotation of a GenBank genome assembly